GGCUCAUGCUGCAGUGCAACCUAGUAUUGUCUUUCCUUGCAGUAUCUGCGAACAACUCCAGAGGAAAUUCAUGUGUUGAUUCCAAGGUGUCUUUUCAUUAAGCAAGAUGUCCAACAUAUAUACUCUGAGAGCACUUAUCGGUGGCCAGUGGUCAUCUAGCAGACGACUUGAUGGCAAAACAGUCAUUAUCACUGGAGCAAAUACUGGUAUUGGCAAAGAAACCACAAGAGACCUGGCAAAACGAGGGGCCAGGAUAAUAAUGGCUUGCAGAGACCUUGACAAAGCGGAGGUUGUACAGAAAGAGAUCACUGAAGACUCAGGGAACCAAAACAUAGUGAUCAGGAAACUAGACUUAUCUGACACCAAGUCAAUCAGAGAAUUUGCUGAGGUAAUUAACAAUGAGGAGAGAGCCCUUCACAUUCUCAUUAACAAUGCUGGGAUCAUGAUGUGUCCCUACUCUAAGACAGCAGAUGGCUUUGAGAUGCAGUUUGGUGUCAACCACUUAGGUCACUUCCUGCUAACAUUCCUGCUGAUUGAUCUGCUGAAGAGAUCUGCCCCCUCAAGAAUCAUCAACCUCUCCUCCAUGGCACAUAGUUGGGGCACUAUAAGACUUGAUGAUAUCAAUAGUGAGAGGAAUUAUCAUAGCAGGAGGGCAUAUGGUCAGAGUAAGUUGGCCAUCAUCCUCUUCACUCGCUCCUUGGCCAGAAAACUCAAGGACACUGGUGUGACAGUAUAUGCAGUCCAUCCAGGAAUUGUACGAACAGAACUUAAAAGACAUAUGAAUCUUGGACUUCUUAUCAUGUGGAAAGUUGUCAGACCUUUCACAAAGACUCCAGUGCAGGGAGCACAAACCACCAUCUACUGUGCAGUAGAACCACAUUUAGACACAGAGAGUGGUGGUUACUACAGUAACUGUGGACCUUCAAGAUGCACCCAAGCUGCUAGAGAUGAUGACAUGGCUGAGAAACUUUGGGAGCUAAGCUGCAAGAUGCUGCGAAUAGUCUGGGACUAAAUGCAAUUAUAGUUUGUUUGUUUUUUCUCAUGGACAAUUACUAUAUAGCAGAUAUAGCCAUUUUUUAAAUAACUUUACUUAAAAUCAUUUGGUUGAUAAUAAGUUCAGUUUCUGACAGACUGACGACUGUAGUCUUAUGCAUUUGUUCAACUCUUUGCCAAUUGUCAUUUUUUUUAAUGAGCAAGGCGCACAACAACAAUACAUGUAUGAUUUACUGUCUUCAUACCAUGAGAUUAAAAAUCUAAAUCUAAAUUAAUCACUCAUCCUUGUCUCUUAUAUUUUAAAAUAUAAUCAUUGAUAGGACAGUAAAACGAUUUAUUAGGAUAACGGCACAAGCUGAAAGCUGUGGAUGAUCACAGUCUUCAUUCACGGGAAAUACACGUGUGAAAAUGAAGUUGUCAAGAUUGUGAGGCAAUUAGAAAAAAUCUAACUAUACAGAAAUAGAUCAGUCUUAUUUAAAUUAAAAUAAAUAAGUUUUCACACAAAUUUGUGUAGUAUUUGGACACUGACAAACACUGCAGUCAAAGGCAUUUCACAGGAAGA
Messenger RNA from Myxocyprinus asiaticus (Chinese sucker), 1555 nucleotides. RefSeq lists its product as uncharacterized. The record is from RefSeq and is a predicted model, not a curated record. Gene Ontology annotation, molecular function: oxidoreductase activity. The transcript has 7 exons. The coding region runs from base 107 to 1012 and encodes 301 amino acids. NCBI's taxonomy places the organism in Eukaryota, Metazoa, Chordata, Actinopteri, Cypriniformes, Catostomidae.